This is a messenger RNA of Penicillium verrucosum, 1344 nucleotides long. RefSeq lists its product as uncharacterized. NCBI's taxonomy places the organism in Eukaryota, Fungi, Ascomycota, Eurotiomycetes, Eurotiales, Aspergillaceae. The coding region runs from base 1 to 1344 and encodes 447 amino acids. The record is from RefSeq and is a predicted model, not a curated record. The transcript has 2 exons.
AUGUCGGCUCAAUCUCCUCAUCCCCCCACCCCUAAGGCUUCGCGCAACAACCGCCGCCCUCAGAAGAAGAAUACGACUCCUCACGCCCAGAAAUCGGCGCUUCUCUCUACUCCUCCAUCAUCCCCGCCGCAUAGCAUGAGCCCCGGUGUCAUCCCGAUGGAUCCCUCAACCAACUUCAGCUCUUCAAAGAAGAAGCCUAUGCGUUCAGGGAAGAAGUCCAGAGACAGUAAGGCUUCACCUGCCCCGCACUCUGGGUACCACAGCAAUGGCUACAAUAGCGGUCCCCGACACACACCAACUCACCCCUCUGUCACCUCUCCCCAGACAAAGAGCGCAGCCUACGCGGGACCGACGUUCCAUGCAUCGCCUGCGCCAUCUGCUUUACCCAUUCCGAGCUUCUUCUCCAAGUCGGCUCCUGAUGCCAAUUUGGUCCCACCCAUCGAGACCGAUAGUGACGAUGCGGAAGUGGACCCCGAACCAGAGGUGACUCCGUCCAAACCUCGCAAUCGCAACAACCAAUUUAAGAGUGAAGAGCAGAAGCCUUCCCCUCUUGACUUCCUUUUCAAGGCUGCUGUGCAAGCCAGAGACCAGAAAUCCACGAGCAGCCCUGAGGUGAACAAGGUCAUUCAGUCUCCUCAGACCGAACCCCGGGCCGUGCGCCCCAAUCCUGAUGGCGUGUUCCCAUUUGAAAUGGGAAACUCUGAUUACAAUCGCAACCCUCACAUUGGCCCUUCUUUCGCUCCUUCCUACCAGGACCGUAUGAAUGCGCUGCGACCCUCGGGUACCCCUCAGUCCUCUGACAUGUCUGAGGAGGAGCGACGGAUCAAGACUGAGGAGUUAAAGCACCUGUUACUCAACCCACCUCCACAGAAGCCGCCUUCCUCAGCUUACGCCUCCCCCGACUACGCCGGAUCCUUUGGGCCCCGUCCUUCCAAUUUGACCAUGUCGCAUAGCUCAUUCUCUCCCCACCAGCUGCAGCAGCAGCUUCCUCAGAACAGCGGACGCCCCCAAUACCAAUACCCCGCCCAUUCUCACUCACCUCUGCGCCGUGAAGUUGACCUCGUGCCGCCUCCUUCGAUGCCUCAGUAUCGUGGCCCAGCCUCGAACAGCACUUCCAACGGAGGUUCCCCGGCGCCGUAUGGCAAUCCUUACAUGGCAACAUCCCAGCGCCACCGGUCUGGCUAUGCUUCCCCGCAACAAAGCCAUUCGUCGGCUUCAUUCCAGUUGCCUCUCAACUCGCCAUCACCUUCUCGGGUCGUGGACACUCAACAAAUUGAGAAUGAUAUCCGGCGGGUUUUGAAGCUGGAUACCUCGGGACCUCCGGUCACUCAGAGCUUCGCAUAG